AGAAAGAAAGUAAGAAGAAGAAGAAGAAGAAGAAGAAGAAGAAAAAAAAAAUCCACUGGUACUUUAAAAGGGCAAGCCUCUCACGAUUAGAGGAAACCGGUGAAAGUUUGCCCGCUGAACGUCUCGCGCUCCAUUUCAGCAUGCAGGUGUCACUGGCGCUCGUGCACUACGGCGCGCGGCUGCUGUUGCUGCUGCUGCUGCUUCAACAGGGAUGCUUCACAGCGGCGCAAGGAUGGAGGGUUUUUAAAAAUGAUGCUACAGAAAUUAUACCAGAAUACAUGGAGGACACGCAGCGACCCGAAGAGCAGAUACAACUUUCUAACAAUAACACACUGAACCGGGCUAAGAACGGGGGAAGGAGGUCAUCAGCAAACUCACGUACUUAUGGAGCCUCUGAACUGAGUUGUCGGGAGCUGCGUUCAACUCGCUACAUUACAGAUGGAUCUUGCCGCAGUGCCAAGCCAGUGAAGGAACUGGUGUGUUCUGGUCAAUGUCUUCCAGCUCAUCUAAUGCCAAAUUCAAUUCUAAGGGGAAAAUGGUGGAGAAGCAGUUCCUCUGAUUACCGUUGCAUCCCUGCUCACUCUCGCACCCAGAGGAUACAGCUCCAGUGUCCAAACGGACCAAACCGGACAUACAAAAUCCGAGUGGUCACCUCUUGCAAGUGCAAACGCUACACUCGCCAUCACAACCAGUCAGAUGCCAAGGAGUUGUCAUCCCAGAAGCCACGACGCAAUAAGAAGCACACACGCAUUCCGCAGGGGCGAGGCCGUAGCAAAAUGCCCACAGUCAACAGCAAUUCCUACUGAAGGGGAAGCCAUUCAUAUGUGUGAACUGAUAUAAAAACUUUCUCUCUUGCACACAUACACACAUACAAAUACCUAUAUGCACACAUACUUCCGAAACUAAAAAGCUCAACUACUAAAAGAGGGAAGGAAUCAAAUAAAGGAAUAAACUCAUUACCAUUUAAUGAACUUGUUGCCCUGGCCAACAACUUUCCAAUGUAUUUCAGAUGUGCCACUGUUUGCAUGAGUUCUUCAGCCUUAAUAGUACCAGUAACAGAAAUGUUUAAUUACAGAAUACCAGAGGAUUAAUGGACUUUUGAGUGAAAAGAGGUAUGCUGUUGUGAGAGAUUAGUUCAGAGAAUGUGUGUCAAUCAGUUCGUGAUAAUAUUGAGGAAGGAAUACCAUCUCAGGAAUAACUCCUACGCAGUUCAUUUCAAGUUUUAAGUUCAUUGGAAGGGUAAGCUAACUCAGACUAGGGUCAAACUCCAAAAGCUCAACCGAUCUGCUAAGUGCUGCAAACGUGUUGCUUAUGUGAAUGUUUGUAUACCAGAUUUGUCAUCCUCUUUUGGCACUUAGUGGCAUAUGAUUAGCCUAUCCAGCGGUGUUGGGUUCAAGUGACACGCUGCUGCUGACAGUUUGUUGAGGCCCAGAAUUCUUAACCUUGGUCAUUUGACCAGCCCUUGAGUCCUCUUGACAGGCUGGGUAGCUGAGCCAGUCACUGUGUAAGUUUCCGCAACUUUACAUUUCCACAAGAAACUUAUCGGAACUGGCAGUUAGAGGCCUGUUACGGAGAGUUUGAAAAGUUGUGUCAGCUCUCCAUGGACCAAGUCUCCAGAGGUCAAGAACCGCAAACGGUAUUCCUGUGACGUCCUAAUUACCAAAUAGUUCCAUUCCUGUGUUUAGGAUCUGAGUCAUAAAAAGCCAUUUCCUCUAGACAUGGUCAGUUCCUGUUUGUUAGAACACCAGAAAAAGAGGCCCACAAUUUGCAGCAAUUCCGCCGCGUUACUUUGCGGGCAUAGAACUUUUCAGCACUCUCCUUCAGUGGAAACCAUUUGGAGAUAUUCAGCCAUCUGCAAUCACUAGCAGAUAUUUAAAUAGUCACCUACAUCCAUCACUGAGCUCUUCAGAGAAGACGUCAUCCUCCCUGUCUCUACGUCUGCCUUUGUACAGGAAAGACGAGAUAAAUAAGAAGUGAAUCUAAUUUUGAAAUGUUGGGCUGGAUGGUUGAUAUUACACGGGAUAAAGAGAUAAGAGAAUGCCAAAUCAGACAGUUUUGUCUACACACACAUCUUGGCUUCGGUCUGUUUAAUGACGACUAUUCCAUUCAUUUUUGUAGCAUUCUCUGCUCACGACUUCCUCGCCUGUUUUCUAAACAGUGCUGACAAUGUUUGCUUAUGUUUCAUUUGUGUAUUUGAAAUAGCAACUGGAAGGGAUUUUUUUUUUAUAAUGUAAACAGUUUCCAAAAAUAGCAUUUGUACAUAAUUUACCUGUGUGGUCUAAUUCAGCGGUAUCCUCUAAAUAACAGAGUACUCAACAAAUGGAUCCACACCCUGUUUGACCAAAAGACUGUUACGAAGAAUGAACUGCAUAUUUAUUUUUUAAUUUAGACAUUUAAAUUAUUUAUGCAAUCUUUUUUCUAGAAAAUAAUAGCCAUUAUUAUACUAUAUGUAAUUAUAGUAAAUUUCAUAAUGAAAAGAGAACAUGAAUAAAGCUAAGCAAUGUAUAUUUGAAAAAAAGAAAAAAAAGAAGUGUGUUUGUUAUCAUUCUUGUUAGACUGCUUUGACAGUUCUUUUCUGCUCUCAGGCUGAGCCCGCAUGCUAAGUUUGUCCCUCAAUGAGCCCUCUGUAAACAAUACUCCUCAAUUAGGAAGUAGAGGCUUUAUAGCACUUUGGAAUGUCUAAUACACCUUUACAAAAGGCGAAAAAAGGAAAUUGGCACCCAAAAAUCCCCACGUCAGAUGGGAACAGGACAGUCACAACAGAAAUGGCUUUUUUUAACCAGUAUGGUGAAAUCAACCCAUAGGCCAACAUUCAUGGGUUUGUUUGUCUAAGCUUUUAGUAAUAGUCACUGUCUGAGCCAUAGUUGUAAAGGAAAUGUGGAUUGGCAGGCUUGAUUGAAUCCUUCUAAUCUUGAUGCUCUGUGUC
Myxocyprinus asiaticus (Chinese sucker) is the source of this 2926-nucleotide messenger RNA. It is a transcript of the gene sost, whose product is annotated as sclerostin. Gene Ontology annotation, molecular function: BMP binding. The record is from RefSeq and is a predicted model, not a curated record. The coding region runs from base 141 to 806 and encodes 221 amino acids. The transcript is spliced from 2 exons. Lineage: Eukaryota; Metazoa; Chordata; Actinopteri; Cypriniformes; Catostomidae. Gene Ontology annotation, biological process: negative regulation of BMP signaling pathway; ossification; negative regulation of Wnt signaling pathway.